This is a messenger RNA of Triplophysa dalaica, 800 nucleotides long. Its product is annotated as histone H3. Lineage: Eukaryota; Metazoa; Chordata; Actinopteri; Cypriniformes; Nemacheilidae. Gene Ontology annotation, molecular function: protein heterodimerization activity; DNA binding; structural constituent of chromatin. Gene Ontology annotation, cellular component: nucleosome. The record is from RefSeq and is a predicted model, not a curated record. The transcript has a single exon. The coding region runs from base 8 to 418 and encodes 136 amino acids.
UCCUGUUAUGGCAAGAACUAAACAGACCGCUCGUAAGUCCACCGGUGGCAAAGCGCCGAGGAAGCAGCUCGCCACUAAAGCAGCCCGUAAGAGCGCUCCAGCAACCGGCGGCGUGAAGAAGCCUCAUCGUUACAGGCCCGGUACCGUGGCGCUGAGAGAAAUUCGCCGCUACCAGAAGUCCACAGAACUGCUGAUCCGUAAGCUGCCUUUCCAGCGUCUGGUGAGAGAAAUCGCUCAGGACUUCAAGACUGAUCUGCGCUUCCAGAGCUCCGCUGUCAUGGCCCUGCAGGAGGCCAGCGAGGCUUAUUUGGUCGGCCUCUUUGAGGACACAAAUCUGUGCGCUAUCCACGCCAAGAGAGUCACCAUCAUGCCCAAAGACAUUCAGCUGGCACGCCGCAUCCGUGGAGAACGUGCUUAAACUCCUGCGUACCUCGCACACAUCAACCUCAACGGCUCUUUUAAGAGCCAACACAAGUCCACUGAUUGAGACAUUUUCUAGUGUAAUAGUUUUCUGUAGUAAUAAUUUAACAUUGAUACAAGGUUGUUCUGGACGCAAAAUCAUAUCGGAUAUAUACUAAUAUAUUACUAAUAUAUACUAAAGUACACGUUGGUUGAAUCUUGAGACAAGUAUUAACACAGCCACUACAAACCUGUCAUCACGGAUUUCCUCUGAAUGGUCGUGAAUGCCCAAUCUUCUCUAGACAUUGCAGCAGAGAUGGCACCUUAAUUAUUUUACCUAUUCGGUUUAGAAAGUGUAUAUUAUAAACCCAUUUAUACUCUUUAUCACUAUCUGGAUAACA